This is a messenger RNA of Daldinia caldariorum, 1575 nucleotides long. RefSeq names its product proteasome complex subunit Rpn13 ubiquitin receptor-domain-containing protein. Gene Ontology annotation, molecular function: endopeptidase activator activity; ubiquitin binding; proteasome binding. The transcript is spliced from 4 exons. Lineage: Eukaryota; Fungi; Ascomycota; Sordariomycetes; Xylariales; Hypoxylaceae. Bases 192 to 1355 code for a protein of 387 amino acids. The record is from RefSeq and is a predicted model, not a curated record. Gene Ontology annotation, biological process: ubiquitin-dependent protein catabolic process. Gene Ontology annotation, cellular component: proteasome regulatory particle, lid subcomplex; cytoplasm; nucleus.
UACAUGUAAAGGUGUGAGCUCUCGCAUCUGCUUUGACGAAGCUUCCUGCAGCCUUGCAGCCAGACAACUUCUCAACAAACGUCACUUUAAUUACAUUAACUACUUUUUUUUUCUGUUUUUCGGUUCCUCGCCUUAUCUCACUCUAAGCAUACAUUUCAUCUAUCCGAUUUGUCAAGAAGCACUCGCCCAAGAUGUCGAUAACGCCCAUUAUAACGUUCAAGGCCGGCCUCUGCGACGUAGAUGCUUCGACAAGACCUUACAAGGUCAAGCCAUCAGGGCAACCUGGUUAUAUCUACCUCUAUUCCGAAGAUGAUCUACUUCACUUCUGCUGGCGCGAACGAAGCAACCCCGUCGAUGAGCCCGAGUUAGACCUGGUCAUGGUACCCACGGACGGUCAUUUCGUACCCUACGACCCCAAAUCCCAACCUAAAGAGGCCGUCAAGCCCAAAGGCCGCGUUUUCGUCCUCAAGUUCCUUUCCUCCUCUCAGCGCUACCUCUUCUACCUACAAUCGAAACCGCAAGGUCGGAGCGGUAACCCGAACUGGUUCAGCCCUCGCGAUCUCAAGAUAGGCGAGAUCGUCGACAAGCUGCUCCAGGGCGAAGAGGUCAACGUGGUGCGCGAACUGGCCUCGAUUAACAAUAGCGAUAACGACGACCGACACGGCGGUGACGAUAACGAUGAGGCUAUGGAAGGCGUCGAGAGUCACGGCGAUACCAGCGAUCCCCGCGGAGGCAGCGGCGGUGCGGACCCGGGCGCGACCGGCGGCGACGUGCGGAACGAGGGCGAGGGUGCUCGAGAAGGAGGUGCAGAUGGUGGUAGAGCUGCUGCCGCGGGAACGUCGGAUGCUGCUACAGUGGUGAGAAAUUUCUUGGACUCGUUGAAAGGAGGUGCCGGUGCCGGGGGAAGUCAAGGGGAAGGGAAACUCUACCCGCUCCUUUCGGAUCUCCUCACACCACCUGUUACGGUACCUAUGGCCCGGCAAGCUACGGAAGAGCAGGUGGACAAUCUUCUUGACUUCCUACCGCCUUCGGUCCUCGUCCUAUCCCAACAAGCGGACGAAGGAGAUACCACGGCGGAACCCACUGCCGCGGCGAUACAAGCCGCCAAGGAAGCCAUGAGCCUCGGCCAGAAGAAGGCGCUGCUAGAGAAAGUCCUGCGAAGUCCCCAGUUCCACCAGAGCCUGACGAGUCUGACGAUGGCGAUCCGAGACGGCGGCUUGCCCAGUAUCGCGGACGCGCUCUCCGUCCCGGUCGAGAACGGCGGAUACUUGAGGGGAAGCCAGAUGCCGCUAGGGGGCGGCGAUGCGGUGGAGGCGUUCGUGGAGGGCGUCAAGAAGAGUGUGCAGAAGAAGUAAAUAGACCCAUUUGCCUGACUUUGGGUUUGGGGGGCAAUGAGUCGAUACAUUAGGUAUAGGUACCUAAGGCAUCACUCUUGGUGUUUAGAGACUUUGGUUUUCUUUUGCUACCUAGUCUUACGACCGUAAGACAUGGGAUAUUCUUACUUGGCCCAGAUCAGUUUUACAACCUCCCCAUACAGACCUUGAGAGUUCAACUAUCCAUGUGGCUUGAGAAAAG